UUCGAUUCAUAUACCCACCAACUGCUAACCAGCACACAUACAAGAUGUCCAAAAAAAGGAAACUCGAGGCCAAGGCUGGAGACCAGGUCAAAGUCGGAAAUAAGACGAUAUCGCUGGAGGGCUACCUAUCAAAAAAGCCGAGGAAGGAGCAAGCCACAUCGAACAACACGAGUGGAGUCCCAAACUCAGAUCAGGCGCUCCAGACCCAAGCACCACCAGCAUUACAAUCAGAAGCCAAGGACGAACAAAAGUCCGACAAAAACCAUGAGACUACAAAACCAGCGGGUGAUCCGCAAUUUCUCCCAAUACGCCAGGCUCUGCCACUAUGGACACACCAAGAUGAGAUUCGUCGCAUAUUGCGGCAACACGAUGUCUUGCUUCUUGUCGGUGAGACAGGUUCGGGAAAGAGUACUCAAGUCCCCCAGUUUCUCUAUCAGGAGAAAUGGUGCCAGAGAAGGAGGGUCAAGGUCCAGACCAACGGAGUAACCGAGCAAGUGAACGUCGGAGGCGUCAUUGCAAUCACACAGCCGCGCCGAGUCGCAGCAACGACCCUCGCCCAUCGCGUUUCCCGUGAAGCUGGAACCCCUCUCAAUGGGCAGCGAGGAGGCAGCGACGCCAAGGGUGCUGCCAUAAAGGGGCUUGUUGGCUACUCUGUUCGGUUCGACAACCGGGUACCUCCAGGCACCAAAAUCAAGUUCGUCACAGAAGGCAUGCUUCUGCAAGAACUUCUCCGGGACCCCCAUCUCAGACAGUAUAGCGCUAUCAUUGUCGACGAGAUCCACGAGCGGAGCGUGGAUGUCGACCUGCUGUCUGGGUUUCUCAAGCAAAUCGUCUCAGGAGACAAGGCGGGUCGUGGCGGCAUCCCGCUCAAAGUUGUUAUCAUGAGCGCUACGGCCAAUGUCGAGAGCAUCAAACACUUCUUUUCAAACUCAGAUACCAACACUGCGAGCUCCUCAUCCACACGAGAAGAGAGCCCUACAGACGGGGUCCAGUUUCUUCAGAUUGAGGGGCGUCAGUUUCCCGUAGAUGUCAUUCAUGCUCCAAAGCCGAUCCCGGAUAUCCAAGAAGCCCUUCUAAAGACAAUUUUCAAGCUUCACACGGAAGAGCCACUGACGGAUAAACACGGAAGACGCGAUAUCUUGGCAUUCCUCACGGGACAGGAAGAAAUUGAGACAGCCCAGAGGCUUAUCGAAGAGUACGCAGCAACACUCGGCCCCAAGCUGCCAAAGAUCAAGGUUAUGCCACUGUUUGGCCAACUCUCCAUGGAGGCUCAAUACGAGGCAUUCCAACCGGUUAAAGGAGCCUUUACUAGAAAAAUAGUGCUCGCGACCAACAUUGCCGAAACAUCAGUCACUGUGCCUGGCGUCAGGUAUGUCAUUGACUGCGGCAAAGCAAAAGUUAAGCAAUUCAGGCCCCGACUCGGCAUGGAAUCUCUCUUAGCAAAGCCAAUAUCGCAGUCCUCGGCCAUCCAACGGACUGGACGAGCAGGACGAGAAGGUCCCGGCAAAUCAUACAGACUCUACACCGAAGAGACCUUCCAAGGCCUUCAAAAAACCGACCUUCCUGGGAUUCUGCGGACUGAUGUUCUUGGCGCCGUCCUGACAAUGAAAGCGAGGGGGAUAGAGGAUGUCCUUGCAUUCCCUCUCAUGGACCCACCAGAGGUAGAAUCCGUCGGGAAAUCACUCCUACACCUCCACCUCCUCGGGGCUCUCGCAGAUGACGGGUCAAUCACGGACAUGGGCCGCAAAAUGGUCAUGUUCCCCAUGACCGCCCCAUAUGCCCGGGUUCUGCUCGCUGCGACAGAUCCCAAGCACGACUGCCUGUUAGAAGUGAUCGACAUCAUAUCAUGUAUCACAGCCGGCGACGACAUUUUUCUUCAAGUCCAGUCAGAAGAGAUUAAGGAGGAGGUCGAGGUCUACCGAAAGGAGCUGUACCGUCGAGAGGGUGACCUCCUGACGUACCUCACGGCCAUGCAGCAUUACGCCGCCGAGAACACGGACCGCGCGCAGUGGUGCAAGUCCCGCAAGAUCAACAUGCGGAACAUGAAGCAGGCGCUCAAAAUCCGCAAGCAGAUCCGCGGCCUUUGCGUCAGGGAGGGCAUGAUGGAGCUGGCACCUACCGAUCCGCAACCAUUCUCUCCCGCGUCGCCGGACGAGGCAGCUGUCAUCUUGAAGUGCUUCCUCAAGGGGUUUGCGCUCAAGACUGCUAUGCUGGCGCCCGACAGCAGUUACGUGACCUCUCACGGCAAGCAUGUCGUGGCGAUCCACCCAUCUAGCGUGCUCUAUGGUCAGAAAAAGGAGGCUAUCAUGUUCCUAGAACAUGUUUACACGCAAAAGAACUACGCAAAAAAAGUCAGCGCCAUCCAGGCAUCCUGGAUCGCCGAGGCUUUGGAACAUUAGAUACCCCAUCUGAUGAGGACUAGGUAGCUGCCAUAUUACAAUGAUAUCACCCGUUAAAGUUCCC
Molecule: messenger RNA, 2463 nt
Organism: Lasiosphaeria miniovina
Lineage: Eukaryota; Fungi; Ascomycota; Sordariomycetes; Sordariales; Lasiosphaeriaceae
Product: P-loop containing nucleoside triphosphate hydrolase protein
Exons: 1
Coding region: 45-2399 (784 amino acids)
Biological process (GO): positive regulation of transcription by RNA polymerase I
Cellular component (GO): intracellular anatomical structure; nucleolus
Molecular function (GO): helicase activity; double-stranded RNA binding; ATP binding
Source: RefSeq, a predicted model, not a curated record